Molecule: messenger RNA, 510 nt
Organism: Mesocestoides corti
Lineage: Eukaryota; Metazoa; Platyhelminthes; Cestoda; Cyclophyllidea; Mesocestoididae
Source: the annotation of a GenBank genome assembly
AUGUCUGUCGAACCCUCUCCAGAAACUCUUAUUCACUUCUAUGAUGAACUGACUGAGGCCCAAGCUUCAAUUCCAACGCAGACCUACAUGAAUUUCCUCAUAAAAUGGGGUUAUGACCAUGAGCGAGCGGAGCGACUAUGCAAUCGUUUGGAUAACGGAACUGGGGUUAUUCACCGAAAGGACUUAUGCAAACCCAAUGAGAUUACUUCAAACACGCUCCCAGCUCUACGUGAUGUUCAAAUCCUUACGUCAGAUAUGAAGCAAAAACAGGCGGAAUCUAUUAUGCUCUACGUAUUGGAUGUAAUUAAAAAGAAGAAGCCCAAAAAGGAUCAACUUGAGGAACUGAAAAAACGCCUUGAGGCGGUAUAUGGGAAGGGCUGGAAUUGCUACAUGACCGACGGGAAAUUUUAUUCUGUCUGUUCGCAUGAGGCUGGCACGAGUCUGGUCUUUGUCUACCAUGAUAUCGUCUACGGCGUCUUCCGUUCUCCCUGUAUGACAACGAGGCACUAA